This is a messenger RNA of Aphanomyces astaci, 2321 nucleotides long. RefSeq lists its product as hypothetical. The transcript is spliced from 5 exons. The record is from RefSeq and is a predicted model, not a curated record. The coding region runs from base 13 to 1476 and encodes 487 amino acids. NCBI's taxonomy places the organism in Eukaryota, Oomycota, Saprolegniomycetes, Saprolegniales, Verrucalvaceae. Gene Ontology annotation, molecular function: protein binding.
AAUUAUUUCACCAUGAAUCAUGUCCCGAACGGCGUGCGUCGCGAGAAGGUGGAGGUGGUGUUCUCGACAAAGACCAAGGUGGCGACAGCGCCGACGUCUCUGCGCAAGGAGGAUGUACCAUCGUCGUAUGAGCUGCAUACAAGCACAGGUAGCGUAAAUAGUCGCCAAGACUCGAGCGAGCAACUGCACCAAGCGUCGGGUGAACCGAAUUACAUCCAAAUGUCUCGUGAGGGCAGCAGCGAAGUGGAGACGACGACAGAUCAAGCCAAAUCUGCGCCAAGCAGUGCAGACAAUCCGAUUCGUAAACGAGGCCGACGGUCGUCCCGAAAAGGAUCGUCGGCAUCGUCGUCCGAGGCGAAGGCGGCAUGCAGUGUGAGCGCGAGUGUGCGACGUCUUCGCCCGUCCAAAGCAUUGCUGCAACUCGAAUCAGCAACAGUCGCCGACUGCGUGAAAGCGAUGGUGGAUAGUCGCACUGAAGCGACGUUAGUGACCGACUCGAAUGGCUCGUUAACUGGAAUUCUCACAGACAAGGACGUUGCAUUACGCGUGGUGGCGCGGGGAUUGGACCCAAUAUCCACGAUUGCGCUGGAUGUGAUGACCCCGAACCCGUCAUGCGUGUCCCCUCGUGCGUGCGCGAUCGAAGCACUGGAGCAAAUGGUAUCUGGCCAGUUUCGGCACUUGCCCGUGGCGGACAAUGGCAGCGUCGUGGGUAUCUUGGACAUUGCCAAGUGUCUGUACGACGCUAUUUCGAAAAUCGAAAACGCCUACAUGGCGUCAUCGACCCAAUUCUCCAAGUCCAUGCAAACGCUGGACGCGACGAUUGGCGACAAGGAAGCGUCGUUGUUUGAGAAGAUGCGGGAAACGCUGUUUCUACCCACGCUAAGCUCGCUCAUCGACGGCCGCGCCGACGUGCCGGAGAUUGUGGACACGGCAACCGCCAGAGAAGCGUCGUUGCUGAUGCUGUACACGAAUUCGAGCGCCGUGAUGGUGUACGGGGAGGCGGGGGUCAUGGAGGGCAUCUGCACGACCAAGGACCUCAUGCGGCGGGUGCUCGCGGCGGGCCUGGACCCGGAAACGUGCGUCGUCCGGGACAUCAUGACGGCCAAACCCGAGUAUGCGCACCUGAACACGACCAUCCUGGACGCGUUGCACUCGAUGCACGACGGAAAGUUUCUCCACCUGCCCAUCUUGAAUGACGACGGCGUCGUCGUGGGGCUCGCGGAUGUCCUGCAAGUCACGUGCGGUGUGGUGCAUCACAUGGGCAGCUUCCAGCAGCAGCACACGGCGCACGUGAAUCCAGUGUGGAACCAGUUUUGGAACUCCAUUUUCAAUCCAACCCCCCCCAUCGCUACCACCCCAUCGCCACCACCACCACCAUCCUCGUCGUCCCAGCCAGCACCCCCCAUCCCCACAUAUAAUUGUAAGUACAUCUACCGAUUCUUCUUGAUGAUCCAUCUAACGCCCCUUGGCCCCUAGAUGCGGUGGCCUCGUCACUCCCGACCAGCACCACGCCCUCGUCGCUUACAUCGGCGGCUCGAGAUGUGCAGACGGGAGAUACGACGACGACGGAGCCUCGGCCGAUCUCGUUUGCAUAUAAAUUGACCGACCUGGCCCACCACACCCAUCGGUUUACGGCCACCGCGACCAAUUUAAGCGACCUACUGCAGCAAGUGCGGGAGCGCACGGGGCUCGUCCAUGAAGACGUGAAUUUGUACUACGUCGACGACGAGCACGACACGGUGCUGCUGUUUGCCGACCAGGAUUUGAAGGACGCGGUGGCGUUGGCGAUAGACCAAGCCGCCGCGUACGUCCGGCUCAAGGUCCAGCCGGCGGCCACCGUCGCCCGGACGGAAGGUGACGAUCACGAGGUGCCGCUGGAGGACCUGCCGAACCUCGAGCCGCCGCCUGUCGAGCGAACGUCGUUGUCCGAGUCGACGAUGCUGAAAAUCCGACAAGGCGGGCUCAUGACGGCGCUGACGAUGACUGUCGUGGGCGCGGCCAUGAUAUUUUCCAAGCGCAAGUAGUAGUAAUAGUAGUAAUAGUAGUAGUAGGAUGCGAUGAAGCAGAUGGAGUGGAGAAGGAAACGACACGUUUGAACGGCAGUUUAACGUUAUUAUGAGCGUCGCUGGCGGACUUUGAGCAGCAUGUCGACACACAAUUGCCGAAUGUCGUUGGUCACUUGAACGGCCUGCGACGUCUCGGAAUGGUUGGCUGUCGACGGGGUUCGUUUCUGCUGUGGGACCUUCUUGGCUCCGUUUGUCGACAGUGGCUUCUUCUUGGGAGUUGUAGUACUAGUAGUACUAGUAGUAGGUUGAUCAGCU